Scheffersomyces coipomensis is the source of this 465-nucleotide messenger RNA. It is a transcript of the gene RPL24A, whose product is annotated as 60S ribosomal protein eL24. The transcript has a single exon. Gene Ontology annotation, molecular function: mRNA binding; structural constituent of ribosome. Bases 1 to 465 code for a protein of 154 amino acids. Lineage: Eukaryota; Fungi; Ascomycota; Pichiomycetes; Serinales; Debaryomycetaceae. Gene Ontology annotation, cellular component: cytosolic large ribosomal subunit. The record is from RefSeq and is a predicted model, not a curated record. Gene Ontology annotation, biological process: cytoplasmic translation.
AUGAAGGUUGAAAUUGAUUCCUUUUCAGGUUCUAAAAUCUACCCAGGUAGAGGUACCUUAUUCGUCAGAGGUGAUUCUAAAAUCUUUAGAUUCCAAAACUCUAAAUCUGCUUCUUUAUUCCAUCAAAGAAAAAAUCCAAGAAGAAUUUCUUGGACUGUUUUAUAUAGAAGACAACAUAAGAAAGGUAUUUCUGAAGAAGCUUCUAAAAAGAGAUCAAGAAAAACCAUUAAACAUCAAAGAGCCAUUGUUGGUGCUUCUUUAGAAUUAAUUAAAGAAAGAAGAUCUUUAAAACCAGCUGAUAGAAAAGCUGCUAGAGAUCAAAAAUUAGUUGAAGAUAAAGAUGCUAAAAAAGCUGCUAAAGCCGCUAGAAAAGCUGAUAAAGCUAAACAAGUUGCUUCUGGUAAUAUCGUUUCUAAACAACAAUCAAAAGGUGCUUUCCAAAAAGUUCAUGCUACUUCCCGUUAA